Tuber aestivum (summer truffle) is the source of this 3044-nucleotide messenger RNA. NCBI's taxonomy places the organism in Eukaryota, Fungi, Ascomycota, Pezizomycetes, Pezizales, Tuberaceae. The record is from the annotation of a GenBank genome assembly.
AGCUGGAUCCCGCAUUCCUCCUUAUCCCACCACCACCACCACCACCAUCACCCCACCACCACACCGACACCAACACUCGGAAAUUUCUGCACCUCGCUACCUCGCGGCUCAUUCUUCCUCCACCAUUUUUAGCAACUUUCGCUCUCACUUCUACCUUUUGUUCAUUCCAUUCUCUCCCCACCACAAUGUCUUCAACUCGCAAAUCUACCAGGGACCAGCCAUCGGCCACCUCCAGAUACUCCUCUGGAGGUGAAAAAAAUCCCAAACGCCUGAAAAUCACCAAGCCUACCUUUAUGGAAGUCGGGCCCAAGUUUGGUGGGGGAAGGGGUAAACGUCAAACUUACAUGAUACCUGGCGACGAGGAUGUGGAAGACGACUCCCCGCCCGCCGGAAUUCGUGCGAACUCUCAGUUUUCCAGCGCUUACGCCCUUAGAUCACCACCUCGUUCACCACUUCAAGUUACGACUAUCAACUCUGGUUUCGCGAUAAGUACGGAAUCCCCUCAAUCUGAUGAUCCAUUGUCGAAUUUAAAUGCGCCAACUGUUGCCGAAACACCAUCUGCGAGACGCACCCUAACCAGAAAAUCGGCCCCAGUCCCCUCCACAAAUACUGAUGAGAACGGUUCUGUAGGUGUGCACUUCUCUAUUCCCGAAGGCUCCGCCGAUAAGCAUAAGAAGAGACGCCUUGACUAUACUCAAACCGCAGAGUCAUUGGAUUACCAUGAUAGUGCCGAGGGCAUGCUGGCUGAGAGGCUCUCUAGGAGCAGAUCGAGAUCUCUUGGAAGGGAUCUUGAACCCCCUAAUAAUCAUAUUGACGCAGAAAUAACCUCUAUCUCUCCCCCAGGGAGCGCCCGAUCGUCACCACUGUCUUCACUGUCGUCUUUGCCGUCCUCGAAUAGGUCUUCCCCUAUUUUGAUCAAUAGCGAUUCUCCCCAGAAAGCCGAUCCCCCAAAGGAUAGCGGAUCCAACAGGUCGUCGCCGAUUAACCUUGACUCCACUGACCGCAAUGACGGCUCCGGCAAGCCAGCCGGAGAGAAGGCUAAAGCGCCCCCAGUUCCCACCUGGAAGACCGGAGAAGAAAAGAGAGGAGGAAAGCGUCCGGUGACUUUCAAGAAGGCAGCUUAUGGUGUGAGCGGAAAGGGAGGACGCAGCACUGUCCCAUAUUCCAAAGAGCUUGUGGUGUCUCAUCGUACGCUUUUCCCCGAAGCCCCGGAGGAAUCAUUCUAAUUGAGAUGCAGCCCCGUUCGAAUUGGAGCCAAGGCUUUCGCAGAGGGAGGGUAAUACAGAUAUUCCCUCCCUUCUCUGUUAUAACAACCACUAACGAGGCACCACAGCUCCUAGACGUGCGCUGCCCCGCGCCAAAAAACUCCAAGAGGAGGCAGAAAGGGUGUCCAAGUUAACACCCGCUACGCGUGCGAGAAAAUAUAAGGACGGGACCUCAAAGAGAUCUGGCCGCCUACUUCCUGCAGCGCACGAGCGCGAUGCCGACCUAUCUUUAAGGAAAGACGAAGAGGUUGCAGGGUCCCAAGUCGAAGAACUGUCUGUAGUGGAGUCGUCAUUCAUCAAUCCUCGCGAGAAGUUUGGUAAGAAAUCGUGUUUCCCAUCCGCUUUGAGGCUUGCUAAUUGUCUAUGGCACAGGUUCCGGUGUUAUAAGGGAAGUCGGUCUUAAGAGACUUUCGGAUGACGAUCUUGAUAGAGAAGAUGAUCUUCCAAGCGAGUCACCCAGAUCGGCACCCAAGAGACGCAGGAUCAAGCAAUCGCUUUCGCCAAGUAUUGUGGAGAUUGAAUGCCAGGCAUGCAAUGAACCCCUGCCUCCCAAUUUCCUCGAGACCUGGAAAAACGGGGGAUUCAGGAAGGGCCAUAUACCGUUGCUCGAGUGGAUGGACAUCUGCACUGAACACAAGGCGAUGUCUCUGAGAGAGGAAUGGAUGGAGAAGGGCUACCCUAAAAUUGAUUGGAAAGGAUUGAAAAAGAGGAUUGAAAGCCACUACAAACCUAUCCAAGCCAUUAUACACGGAGAAGCCGAAUCCCCAUUCAUGACCAUCUUCCAGCAGCAGGAAAAGGAUGUCAGAGGCAAUCCCAUUCUCCUCCUCCGAAAGGACCAUCGCUUGCAAUAUCCCGGGUACUACGGCCCUCGCGGGGCUAACAUCAUGUAAGUCUUGUCAGACCAUUCUUUGGUAUGAAUCUUGACUAACAAAUGUGAAUAGGCUGCACUGGUUGCUUCGCCGUUUUGGCAAUGAAAUUACCGCGCGCGAUAACGUGACACUUAACUUAGCUCAUAGUAGCGCUGCCGCAUUCGUUCAAGCCGUUCUCGUCCCUGAGAUGGCCGUCCGCCUUAUUAUGGAGGACAUGGAGGUCACCGAAAAAAGGGCCCGAGAGGUUCUCGAGGAAAGUCGCAGCAUCGGCGAAAUCUUGAACCUCAAGGAUUACCAAGAAGAUAUCUACGGCACCGGUGGAAAUUGGGUUGACGUGAACAAUUUCGAAAAUUAAAUUGCCUUUGGGGAAUGGCAAUGAGUAGCUCUUGUCCCCGUCCCCAAAGCGGCAUAAUCGACCUUAUUUCCUCUCGGUUUCACAUCCCCAGUCUCAGGUUUUCAUAGGUUUAGCGAGCUUAUCCGCCCGCUCUAUUUGUUUUCUUGGCUUUCUCUGUCUAGCGGCGGCGGCGGGCUCAUUUACCACUAAUUGUUGUAUAACAUGUCUUUCUUAUGUUUGGGCGGUAACCAUGUUUCCUCUUAUUAACCUACCGGUAUUAUCAUUAGAAGCCUCCAAAUGUGUUAUAGCCCCCUCCAUGUAUCUUGCACUUUUUUAGUCCGUGUACCUCUUGUUCGCGGCUGCAGUGCCAGUCCUAUUACUCUCUCAAAAAAAAAAUAGAAGCAAGUUGAAACAAAAAUCGAGCAUUUGACGUCAUUAAAUAUUCUAGAGCCGCGACCUUAUCGAUAAGCUUAUUUCCACGUGGGUUAUGCGUGCCAAGAUAUGCCAAACUUUAUCCCGACUUCUGGAUGUGUAUAUUAUCAUCUGAUACGGUAGCUGUGCUCGUGGGUCGCUAUU